CCACCGCCACGGCUCAGUACGGUGAGUUCGUCAGCCAUAUUGAGUGUGUUCACCUCUUCUCCGGUCGUGGGAGCGUCCACGCCGCAGUCUGCAUCAUCACUGCGGGCACCGGGAGGCGAAGCGCUCUAUUUUUACUCCCCGUGGACUUAUAAAGAGACGCCGCCGGCUGGAGGGGAGCAGCCGGACACGUCCUGAGCGCAGGCAGGCGUCACAGAGGCGCUGGUGGCCCGGAGGCAGGCAGGAAGACAGAGGACGACUUCUUUCUUUCUUCUCAUCAGAAGGGGACGGCCGGAAAGAGUGGAAUUAUGCCGAAACCGAUAAAUGUCCGUGUCACCACCAUGGACGCAGAGCUGGAGUUUGCCAUCCAGCUUAACACAACAGGCAAACAACUCUUUGACCAGGUGGUGAAAACGGUAGGACUGAGGGAGGUGUGGUUCUUUGGCCUGCAGUACACAGACAGUAAAGGCUACAUCACAUGGCUCAAACUCAACAAGAAGGUGACCCAGCAGGAUGUGAAAAAGGAGAAUCCGCUGCAGUUCAAAUUCAGAGCAAAGUUCUUUCCAGAGGAUGUUUCUGAGGAACUUAUCCAGGAGAUCACACAGAAGCUGUUCUUCUUGCAGGUGAAGGAGGCCAUCUUGAAUGAUGACAAUUACUGUCCUCCAGAGACGGCCGUGCUGCUGGCUUCCUACGCUGUCCAAGCCAAAUACGGAGACUACAGCAAAGAAGUUCAUAAACCUGGUUACCUGGCCUCUGACCGUCUACUGCCUCAGAGAGUUCUGGAGCAGCACAAGAUGACAAAGGAGCAAUGGGAAGAUAGAAUUCAGACCUGGCAUGAGGAACACAGAGGGAUGCUUAGGGAGGAUGCAAUGAUGGAGUAUCUGAAGAUUGCUCAGGACCUGGAGAUGUAUGGCGUCAACUACUUUGAGAUAAAAAACAAAAAGGGCACAGAGCUGUGGCUGGGGGUCGAUGCCUUGGGCCUCAACAUCUACGAGCACGGCGACAAGUUAACACCAAAGAUUGGCUUCCCCUGGAGUGAAAUCAGAAAUAUUUCUUUCAAUGACAAGAAGUUUGUCAUCAAACCCAUUGACAAGAAAGCUCCAGACUUUGUGUUCUACGCCCCACGAUUGCGGAUCAACAAGCGCAUCCUGGCUCUGUGUAUGGGAAACCAUGAGCUGUACAUGAGGAGGAGGAAGCCUGACACCAUUGAGGUGCAGCAGAUGAAGGCUCAGGCCAGGGAGGAGAAGCACCACAAACAGAUGGAGAGGGCACAGCUGGAAAAUGAAAAGAAGAAGCGCGAGCAUGCAGAGAAGGAGAAGGAACGGAUAGAACGAGAGAAGGACGAGCUGAUUGAAAGGCUGAAGCAGAUUGAAGAGCAGACUCAGAGGGCACAGAGAGAGCUGGAGGAGCAGACCCGUCGGGCUCUGGAGUUGGACCAGGAGAGGAAGCGGGCGAAGGAGGAGGCGGAGCGUCUGGAAAGAGAGCGGCAGGCAGCAGAGGAGGCCAAGGCAGCGCUCGCUCAGCAGGCUGCUGAUCAGAUGAAGAACCAGGAACAACUGGCAGCUGAGUUAGCAGAGUUCACUGCCAGAAUCUCUUUACUGGAGGACGCCAAGAGGAAAAAAGAGGAAGAAGCAGUAGAAUGGCAACACAAAGCUCUGUCAGCACAGGAGGACCUGGAGAAGACCCGGGAGGAGCUGAAGACGGUCAUGGUGUCUCCGCCAGCAGCGGAGCACGAUGAGGAGGACGAGACCAACGCUGAGGCAAGCGCCGAGCUGCUCAGCGACGGCGUCACCAGCCACCGCAGCGAAGAGGAGCGCAUCACUGAGACGCAGAAGAAUGAGCGCGUUAAGAAGCAGCUGCAGGCGCUGAGUUCGGAGUUGGCUCAAGCCCGCGAUGACACCAAGAACACGCAGAACGACAUGCUGCACGCCGAGAACGUCAAGGCAGGCAGAGACAAAUACAAAACGCUGCGCCAGAUCCGUCAGGGCAACACCAAGCAGCGUAUCGACGAGUUUGAGUCCAUGUGAGCCGGGCUGCAGAUACAAGCAUGGACAGACGGUCUUGUUGCCAUGUCAACGCCUCGCUUUCCUUGCAAAGCACAAAACCUGCGACAGAUACUUUUGUUUUUUGUCCCGGGAGAAAGACAGGGUUUGUACUGUAGCUUCAGCCUCGCCAAAGCUCUACCUAGCAGCCAUUGGCCAAUCAUGAUGCUCCUCACCUUUAGAGCCCCGCCCCAUGCAUUGAAAGCACACACACCUUUUGAGCUGUCAGGAAAAAUAAACAUAUUUUAUGAAACACGAGCUGCUCUCGUGUAGAAAAAUGGAAGCUUUUAGCUCUUGCAUGUAUAAUAAUUAAACGGAGGAACAGAGCAGACUGCGAACAGAAACUAAGUGACGUGAUUUUAUUUAACAAGAUUAAAAGCCAUUUGUAGCUUUUUGAUGUUACUGGCACGCUCAUCUGUAAAGCUUUAAAUUACUUUGACUCUUUCUUUUGUCGUUAGAUAAGUUGAAAUAAUUUUUAUUAAAAAAUGCCUUAUUUGUCUCAUU
Molecule: messenger RNA, 2543 nt
Organism: Thalassophryne amazonica
Lineage: Eukaryota; Metazoa; Chordata; Actinopteri; Batrachoidiformes; Batrachoididae
Product: radixin
Exons: 15
Coding region: 306-2024 (572 amino acids)
Biological process (GO): regulation of organelle assembly; positive regulation of protein localization to early endosome; positive regulation of early endosome to late endosome transport
Cellular component (GO): cytoskeleton; adherens junction; plasma membrane
Molecular function (GO): actin binding; cell adhesion molecule binding
Source: RefSeq, a predicted model, not a curated record